This is a messenger RNA of Dermacentor silvarum, 5414 nucleotides long. RefSeq names its product retinol dehydrogenase 7. Gene Ontology annotation, molecular function: oxidoreductase activity. Bases 204 to 1364 code for a protein of 386 amino acids. The record is from RefSeq and is a predicted model, not a curated record. The transcript is spliced from 5 exons. Lineage: Eukaryota; Metazoa; Arthropoda; Arachnida; Ixodida; Ixodidae.
UUCGUGUCAUGUGUUUAGUGUAUAGCUACGAUUCAGUGCAGCUGUAUCAUCACCUGACACUGCCAAUAGCGUCUUCUUGUGAACGCGUUUGCCUCUUGUACGGCUGGUCAUCGCAUUUUGCCACUGGCGAAACACAACCUUGAGGCCCCACGCAUGCCAUCGUUUGGUUUUUAAGAUUCCUUUACCAGGCUCCAUACGCAGCCAUGAGGACAUCGUUUACCUUGUGCGCAGCAUUUUUGUUUCUGUUUUGGCGCCUGUGGCACCACUUGUCACCGCUGCGCGAACUGGGCAUGAUGGUCGCUUCAACGUGGAUUGCACUGACGCUGUCUUACAAUCUGUCACGGUUUGUAUGGACGCGGCUUUUUGUCACCAAGAUUGCCGGUGACGGGAAAGCUGUGCUGAUCACCGGCUGUGACACCGGAUUCGGCAACCGCUUGGCGAAGCGGCUGUCACGCAAUGGCUUUUUAGUGUUUGCCGGUUGCUUGAGUUGCGAGAGCGUCGGCGCUGAAGAACUUAAGAACCUCCACAAUAUCGAGGUCUUGCCGCUUGACGUCACGAAACAAAAGCAAGUGGAUGAGGCCCUUGACUUGGUUAAAAAGCUCCUCGGCAACAGAGGCAAGUCAACCUUUAAUUUCAAGACUGGUGGUCCUAAUUUUUAUUUCCACUGCAAAUGGAAGCAAGGUCACCUCUCUGAUAGAUGUGUUCUAUGCGCAGAGCUCUGGUCCGUGGUCGCUAACGCUGGUAUCGGAAGCUGCGGCCUCCUAGAGUGGAUGACAAUGGAAGCCGUGACCAACAUCUUCGACGUCAACGUUUUCGGGGUGCUUCGGGUCACCAAGAAGUUCCUGCCUCUCCUCCACAAGAGCAGUGGCAGGGUCGUCGCCAUUGCGAGCCCUUUCGGUCACUUCACCCAACCCAUGAUCGUACCCUAUUGCAUGUCGAAGCACGCCGUGGUCUCCAUGAUGGAUGGUCUCCGAAGAGAGUGUCACGGCAGUGGUGUCGACUUUGUAAUUGUAGAGCCCUCAGCUUACCGGACCCCAAUUUUCAAGACGGGCAGCACUCCGAUGGAUCUCGUGAUGCAGGAAUUCAGGCAGCAAGAGCCCGACGCUAUCGCUCAUUACACUCACCAGGACGUAGAGGAUUGGAUGAAGGCUCUUGACAAAAGCUUCAGCGCUAUCAUGAGAGAAGAUCCCGAAGAAGGCGUCAGUGUCAUGGAACGAGCCGUGAGAGAAACCUACCCCAAAGCCAUCUACAGGUCGCCAUGGGGACUGGACACGCCCUGUGUAUUCUUCAUGACAUUGUUUCCCAGGGAUAUCACAGAUUUUGCCUCUCUACUCUUGCACAAGAUUCAGCUCAGAAUGAAAUGAUAAUUUCGACCAUUAUUAGCGGGUAAGAAAGUAUUCCAAAGAAAGCGCUGCUUAUCGAGAGAGCUCUCCGAGGCGCAUAUCUUAAACCCAUUUAUGAGUCACCGCGGUGAGUGGUAAACCAUCUAGGUGCUCCAGGAACAUCAGAGAUUAUGCCACGUUCCCUCUUUUACACAAUGGGGCUCCGAAUAAAAUGAAAGCUUUAGUUCAUUAUUGCCUCAUUCGAAGAGAUACCGAAGAAGGUACCUGCGUUAUCAAGUGCACUGACGGAAAAAUACCCCGAAGCCAGAAGCAGGACACUCCAUGUAAACAGUUCAAACUUUACUCCGCAGGAAUGCCACGAACUUUGUCAACCUUUUAACGCGACAUCGUUAAGGGUCCCGUGUCGUCAGAAAAUUCAGUGUCGGUGUCGGCGUCGGCGGAGUGUCCGUGAGCGAAAAUUUCCGUAUGUACUUAUACGCCUCGCUUUGCUAUAUGGCAUGCGCUUUAUGCUUUUUUUUAUAGCCACACCAUUCUAUCACUAAAGUUGCUCCCACCUUGACUUACUUUUCUGACAAAGUUAUUCCUCAGAAUUUUGAGAAUGACAGCCCACAAACAAAGGUGAUAAAACAAAGCACCGACAGCUCACGUCUUUUAUUAUGUUCUCAGACUGAAAUAUUAAAAGUGCGAAGCAAUAACAGAAACCUGAACAUGAUGUAAUCUUUCUGGCGUGGCUGUGUUCACCUUCGCGGCCCACAAGAGGCCGCGUUCCUACCAGAAAGCUCGUCUUCAUGCAUAAUGCUCGCCGCCAGCGUUUCCCGUUAAACCUUAAGGUUACAUAAGCUGCAGUUGCCCGGAAGCGUGAGAAGCAGUCAGGGAUCUUUGAGUGCUAUCGCGUUCCACUUUUAAAGGCGAACCUUAAGCGUGCUUCCAUAUUUUCGACCACACGAUUAAGUUCAGGAUCAAGUCCAAGCAAUAUCUUCACGUGAACUUGGUAGCACGUUCGAGAUGUGCAUCUGCCCGCUCGUAGUUUUCUGCUUUUCAGUCCCCCGUUGGUUAUCGACUUUUUUAUAGUGUCAAGACGUGCGUGCACCAUUCUAGCACUGAAUAUAAAAGCCAACAUAGGCUAGCUUUGGCUGCGUCAAUGCACACGACAUCCAUGGGAGAUUCUUGAUGUGUCUAAACAUAACGGGGAAGAAAAGACAGCAAACUACAGUGAUUCCUUUCCCUCUGAACUCAUUUACUGCGACAGUGGAAUUCGGCCACAGUGAAUACCACUACGUUAGUUUCGCUUGCCUUUUCUUCCCCUUCGAUAACUGUGUUCAAACACUGCAGAAAACUAGAGAACCUAGCGCUUAUUUGAAAUGUGGAAUGAAGGUCAAUUUGGCGUCAAGCACGAUACCUAAAAACUUGUUCUCCUUAUUUACAGGUAUUCGUUGCCCAGACUCUUUGAUGUUGCGGUCUGAAACUAGUCUUCGCUUUCUUGUGAAAAGAACAGAGGAACUUUUCUGGGGGUUAAGUUUAAAUUCGUAUUCUUCUGCCCAUUUUUAGACACUUUGUUUAGGCCUUGCUGUACGUGCCGUUCACAGACUGCUAGGUUACAAGAUUUGAAUCCUAAUUGUGCAUCGUCUGCAUAGAAAGAAUAGAUAAUUGCUGGAGGUAGCAAGGCAGGGAGUGAGGUCAUCUUAAUAAUGAAGAGCGUGCAGCUGAGCACGCUACCUUGAGGUACACCAGUUUAUUUUGUAAAUGGACAGGACAAUACAUUGGCAAUGACUCGGAAAGUAUGGUUGGACCGGUAGCUUUCUGUAGUGUUAAGCAUAUUCCCUCGAGUGUCGCAUUUGCGACAGAGCUCGUCAGACACCGUACCACUAUGUUGUAUCGUACGCCUUUGCCAUAUCGAGAAAUAUAGACAAGACGUACUGCUUGUGUACAAAUGCAUCAUGGAUGUUUGCUUCGACGCGCACGAGAUGGCCGGCUGCAGAUCGGCCUUCUCUAAAGCCACAUUGAAAUGGGUCAAGCAUUUUGCGGGACUCUAGGAAAUAUACAGGACGGCGAUUGAUCAUUUUCUCAAAAAGCUUACAAAGGCAGCUCGUAAGCGCUAUAGAACGGUAGCUGGUUAGCAAUGAAGUAUCAUUACCGCGCUUCAAAACUGGGAUAUUUCAAUAGCUUCUUUCCAUUUAGAUGGAAGAUACCCAGCAGCCCAGAUAGUAUUGAAAAUUGUGACUGGUAUGAUUUGCGUGUCGCAGUGCUGGUGCCUAAUCAUAUCGUACAAGCUUCUAUCGGAGCCCGGUGCGGAGUUCUGACAUGCUGACAAGGAAGCUUUUAGGUCGGCAAUGCUAAAAGGACGGUUAUAAGGAUCGUUUGGGCUACAUUUCCGGUUCAGUGGCUUACAUUCUUCUAUUGCUUUAUAUUUCAAGAAGUUCCCCCGAAUAAUGGGUGCAGCUAGACACGCGCUCGAAGUGUUCACCAAGAGCGUCGGCCUGGUCUUCCAACUUGUUUCCUUCUUUGUUCACCAGGGGCAAUGGAUGAAGUUGUUGUGCCGUAAACCUCCUUAGCCCCUUUCAUACUUUUGCCUCCCGUGUGUAUGAAUUAUUCGCGGACAGGAACCUCUCCCAGCUUGCCCUCCCAGCUGGCCGUCGUGUUCGCCUUCCCUGUGAUUGGAUGUCUUUAAAUUCUACCAAAUUUUCUGCAGUUGGGGAUCGGCUAUGUACGCCCCACGCUUCAUUUUGUUUUUUCUGCGCUGCCUUGCACUCUUCACUUUAUCACGGAAUUCGUCUUUUGGAUGCGCUACCACUUGAUUGCCGAAUCUUUUUUUUUUUUUUUUUUGCUGCCACGAUGAUAGAAGCGGUAAAAUAUGCUACUGCGUCGUCAAUGCUAAAAUCGGUGAUAAAAUGCCGUGAUAAAGCAAGUUGAUUCCUUAAAAUGAUCCCAGUCGUCGGAAGCUAGUUUCCACCGAGGUGCACGUGGAGGACAUUCAUGUUGUUGAAUUAAGUUUAACAUUACAGGGAAGUGGUCACUUCCGUAAGGAUUUUUAAUAACGCUCCACUCUAAGUAAGGAAGAGGAGCUGUUGAGUCAAUCGAUAGGUCUAUAGAAGAAUAAUAAUUGUGCAACAUACUGUAAUAGGUCGUUUCGUUUUUAUUGAACAGGCAUUCACCCGAAUUUACUAAGAAGUUCUCUAAGAAUCAACCCCUCGCGUCGCAUCGUGAGUUUCCCCACAUCGUGUUGUGAGCGUUAAAAUCUCCCACAAGUAUAUAAGGCUCGGCAAGCUGAUCAAUGAGGUUAUAAAAGUCCGUUUUUUCGAGAUGAUGAUCGGGGUAUAUAAAUGAAACACAGGGUUACCAAUUUACUAAAAAGAAUUGCCCGAACUCACAUUGCCUCGAGGGGCAUCUCAAGGGCCACAUGUUGGCAAGCUACAGACUUGCCGGCAACUACUGCUACACCACCGCACGACGCAGCAGCGUUGUAUUGGUGGAGAAUGUUCGUUGGUGUAGAUUUGAGAUGCGUCUCCUGAAUGCACAGCACCUGUGGAUUGUAUUUGUGCAAUAGUUCUUUAAUGUCAUCGAAAUUGUGGAUAAGACCUCUCACGUUCCAAUGUAAUAUUUGUCUAUCCAUUUUGUUUGUGUUUUUUCUGCUCCGUGUCAAGAGGAGUCAAGUUGACUUGCGGAGCCUUUCCAGGCUUCGUAAUCCGGACUUUGUCUUUCUUGGAGCGGUCGCGAGAUUCGCGCCGCUCACGAGGCGCUGGGUGCGCCGGCUAGCUUGGAGUUGUGUCUAUCGACUCCUAGGAGCCGCUGCCCUUCCGCUCACUCGAGUGGGGUGCUUUCGGGGUAGGCCUUGCCUCGAAAAGCAGGGCCUUGAAGGCCACCAACCCAGAGGUCGAUGGGCCCUCCUUCAGAGACGGCGCCGCAGCGUUGGCUGCUGUCGCCCUGGGAGCUGGUGGAACUGCCGCGACCACACUCUUUGUGGGCCGGACCGAUGCCGGAGUCUGCUGCAGCGUUGCUCCCCUACGCGCCGCACCAGGGUACCCUCGAGUAUGUAGGAAGGAAAUACGCUUUCGCGCUUCCUGAAAGGAAAUG